Molecule: messenger RNA, 1955 nt
Organism: Physella acuta
Lineage: Eukaryota; Metazoa; Mollusca; Gastropoda; Physidae
Product: baculoviral IAP repeat-containing protein 3
Biological process (GO): regulation of cell cycle; negative regulation of apoptotic process; positive regulation of protein ubiquitination
Cellular component (GO): cytoplasm; nucleus
Molecular function (GO): ubiquitin protein ligase activity; cysteine-type endopeptidase inhibitor activity involved in apoptotic process
Source: RefSeq, a predicted model, not a curated record
UUUAGCUUGAUCGGGCGGUUUAAAACUGUGGAGAAAUGUAUUAAUAACAGUACUUGACUGCACAGACCAUUGUGAUGCUAGCCUAAUGAGAUCCUGACAAGUGUUGAAACGGUUCCAGUCUAUGAAAGGCACCAGACGACAGCAAAUGGAUACUGGCCAUGACAUUGGACCAGAUGAAGAGAGAUUGUAUCCUGUACAGAUGAUCCGUGGCUUUCAUGAGACUGACGAUGGGGAAAUGAUCCUGGAGUAUGAGAGAGUGUUUGUGCAGCGGCCGGCAGGUGGAACUUUUAUUGAACCCCUUGAUGAGACUCCACCAGCACCCAACCCAGCUCCUGUCAGGGACAGUGACCUCAUGUUUCAUGAUGAGAAGGAAAGAAUCCAAACAUUUUCGGGAUGCUGGCCUGACGUCUACCCUGUGGAUCCUGCCAGUUUGGCUAAAAAUGGUUUUGUUUUCAUUGGACCUGGCGACCGUGUCAAGUGUGUUUUCUGUUUGAAUACUUUGAGUAGCUGGGAAACGGGGGAUGUGGUAGAAGAUGAACAUCGACGCCAUUAUCCAGACUGUCCUUUUGUACAGAACAGAGGACACGAGCAAAGACAUAGGCAAAAUUCCGCGAGACCAGCUGAUUGUUUCAAGCAGGAAUACAUCCAAUGUAAUAUGAAUCAAGAUGGCCAUAGUUCUGAGCAAAUGGAAACUGGCCAUGACAUUGGACCAGAUGAAGAGAGAUUGUAUCCUGUACAGAUGAUCCGUGGCUUUCAUGAGACUGACCAUGGGGAGAUGAUCCUGGAGUAUGAGAGAGUGUUUGUGCAGCGGCCGGCAGGUGGAACUUUUAUUGAGCCCUUUGAUGAGACCCCGCCAGCAGCCAGCCCAGCUCCCGUCAGGGCUAGUGACCCCAGGUUCCACGAUGAGAAGGAAAGGCUGCAAACAUUUUCGGGAUGCUGGCCUGACGUCUACCCUGUGGAUCCUGCCAGUUUGGCUAAAAAUGGUUUUGUUUUCAUUGGACCUGGCGACCGUGUCAAGUGUGUUUUCUGUUUGAAUACUUUGAGGGGCUGGGAAACGGGGGAUGUGGUAGAAGAUGAACAUCGACGCCAUUAUCCAGACUGUCCUUUUGUACGGGGGUGCUGUGGCCAUUUGAAUAUUCCAAUCCCGGACAGUGAUCGUGUGAAAACAAUUUUAGGGUAUAAACUAAAGCCAGAGUCAACCAAUGUUGAAAUGGUCCCUGAAACACAGCAGACAAAUGUCAGGAUGCAGGAUUACAGCAGCAGACUUGAAACAUUUCACACCUGGCCCAAAACCUGUCCAGUUAGCCCAGACCAUCUGGCUGCUGCAGGAUUUUUCUAUACUGGUAGAGAGGAUGUGGUACAAUGUUUUGUGUGUGGUAAAACAGUCAAGAAAUGGUGCGCUCAAGAUUUGCCUUUUGUGGAACACGCCAAACUCAGCCCACGGUGUGCAUUUGUCAACCAGUAUAGGGAGGUCCACGGGACUACUGGGGUCAUGAACAGACCGGAACCACAACAGGUCCAUGGGACUACUGGCGUCAUGAACAGACCGGAACCACAACAGGCCCAUGGGACUACUGGGGCCAUGAGCAGGCCGGAACCACAACAGCCAAUGUACAGCCAACUGCACCCAGGGACCAGCGUGCCGCAACAAGUUUCAAGCCACAAACUUGGUAACCAUGAAUCUGACCUACAGUCCCCUGCUGUCCAGGCUUUUCAAGCUGUCCAAAGCUUGCCGGUGGAGCAGCUGCGCCAGUUACUGGAGAACAUCAGGCUAUCAAAGGGUGACUCUCAUGUAAUAACGUCAGAAGAUUUUGAACCUUACAUCAACUGAACUGAUGCACACUGCAAGCAACCAACAGUCUGUCUACUAGAUCAACAUCUCAACAUGAGCAAAUCAGAAACAAGAAGCUACAUGAAGAUAAAGAAUGGAUAUAUAUAUAUAUAUAUAUAUAUAU